UCUAGUUUUUCUUAUUUCUCUUUCCCAUUCUAAUUUCACAUUAAUCUGAUAUUUCCCUCUUUCAAAGAAAACUGAAAAUCAGUCGGAAAUCUAUGGCAGAUCGACAAGGGAUCGACAAUCCAAUUUCUCAGACUCACAAUGGCGCAAAAGCAUCAAAUGUGGCCGGGGAGACUAAGAGUGAGAGUGGGCCGAGGGUCCAUGAAGAAGAGACACACGGAAAGAGCGAUGACAUCGAUGAGAACACUCAAGUUGAUGAAGUCAAAGGUCCAAGUGUUGUUCAACGCGUGAAGGAAGAGGUUGAAGCUGUGGUCGGAGCAGUAGUUCACCCCAAGAAAUAGGAGUAUCUUUUAUUUUCUGGUUGGUCCGAUGCUUCUUGAUUUUAGGAAUGGUGAUAGUUAUUUCAUCUCCUUGAUGAGUAACAUCCUUUGUAUCCUUGAUGCUUUCUGAAUGUCUUGGAUUUUGUUGACUAAUCUGCAUUUGGAGUUUUGGCUUUGUUGAUGAAUUGUAGUAUGAGUUAUUUAGAUGGAUA
Messenger RNA from Salvia splendens (bonfire salvia), 529 nucleotides. RefSeq lists its product as uncharacterized. NCBI's taxonomy places the organism in Eukaryota, Viridiplantae, Streptophyta, Magnoliopsida, Lamiales, Lamiaceae. The transcript has 2 exons. Bases 93 to 338 code for a protein of 81 amino acids. The record is from RefSeq and is a predicted model, not a curated record.